Messenger RNA from Acanthaster planci (crown-of-thorns starfish), 2018 nucleotides. Its product is annotated as monocarboxylate transporter 12-like. Gene Ontology annotation, biological process: transmembrane transport. The record is from RefSeq and is a predicted model, not a curated record. Lineage: Eukaryota; Metazoa; Echinodermata; Asteroidea; Valvatida; Acanthasteridae. Gene Ontology annotation, molecular function: monocarboxylic acid transmembrane transporter activity.
CGACGCACAUAUACAGGUCGAGUUCGACACUGAAGACGAAUUGGAAGGCAAUUGUGAUCGACUGCUCAACCUACCAGAAAAGUGAGUUCCACUUUCUCUAUAAAAAAUCGUCAACCAAAACGUUUGAGACUCGCUUGGUCGCUGACACACUCGCUCAAGGUAGGCCUGCAAACAAGGACACGUCGGUGAGACUCUGUUCGUGAGACAAGCCACCGUGAUGGGAAUCCAGUGUGGGUCCGACAGUGGUAACGCAGGCUGGUAUGCCGUGCUCUGUGUCCACGUCAACUGGCUGCUAUGGACAGGACUCCUCAAAGGUCUAGGAGUACUGCUGCCGACUUUUCAAGAGCAGUUCACAACAGACGCGUGGAUGAUUGGUGGAUUGAUAGCGUCCAUUACCGCCGUUGGCAGUUUUGCAGGUCCGUUCUCAAAGCCGUUGGUAGUGUUAUUUGGUACCCGCAUCGUGGUCACAGUCUGCGGAUUCCUCCUGGGGGCGUCUGUCAUCGUCUCGUCCUUCUCGAGCAACGCUAUCCAGAUGACACUUGUCUUAUCCUUGAUCACUGGGCCUGGUUUGAUGAUCACGAACAUUUUAUCGAGAGCCAUGACGGGUCGUUAUUUCACCACGAACUAUGCGACAGUGAAUGGCAUUGCGACUGCUGGUGACUCAGUAGGCUUGAUUUCCAUUGCUCCGUUGACUCAAGUGCUUUUAGACACCUACGGCUGGCGAGGUACCUUGCUACUGCUUGGGGCUAUCAGCACGCAUCUUGGUGUAUGUGGCCUCCUGCUAAGACCACCACCACCAUCUGGACAGGUGCGAGGAGACUAUCUACCAAUCAUUACAAGUGAAGAGGAGCCAUCGGCAGACGAACCAAGAAGCCCUAGUGUUCAGAAUAAAUCCCGACUCCGUAUCCUGAAGGACGCCAUUAAGGUGCAGAAGGAUCUUUUCGGCUGCGCGGUUUGCAGCCGCGCCGCAUUUUGGAUAGCGACGCUUUUCUACAGCAACCAUAUUUUUGUGGACAGCCUUUGGCUGAUAUACUUCGUCUCUUACGCUGAGUCCAAAGGUUUCUCCGGGUACGAGGCCGUGACGUUCGCCACGGCUGCGGGGAUAGGGAACCUGGUUUUUAAAAUUCUUCUUGGGCUGAUGGUGGACCGAGGCUGGCUGAGGCUGCGAUUUGCUUUAUUGCUUUCAGUCAUAAUUUGCGGCGUAGCUUUAUUCACACUUCCCUGGGUAAACUCCUACUGGUUAAUGAUUGUCAACGCCACCAUCUUCAACGGCCUCAUUGGUGCACAAGCCUCACUUAGUGACAUUUACACCCGGGAACUGCUGGGAGCUGAAGAACUGGUAUCCGCUUUCAGCUGGAUGGAUCUUCUGACGGCCAUCAUUCAAAUCGCUCUUGGAUUCUUCCCUGGUUGGAUAUUCGACCAGACUGGAAGUUACGACGAGGCUUUUGUCAUCUUGGGAGUCAUCUCGUUACUACCAUUACUGUCGCUGCUCGUGGAAAAUGCCAUCAACUGACGGAAGGAUUUAUGAUAAAUGUGAAUAACCAGUUCACCUUGAACAUGAGUACAGGCUUUACGAUUUGCAAUUCUAAAUGCUUGAAUCCCAUUAGGGCAAGUAAAUAUUCGGUUGUUGCGUUGCUGUACCUUCCGCCAUUAAUAUCAGAGGAACCGUUGUGCAAUGAAGUGGGAUUUGGCACAAAUCCCCCAAGUCAUGAUAAAUGUGAAUAACCAGUUCACCUUGAACAUGAGUACAGGCUUUACGAUUUGCAAUUCUAAAUGCUUGAAUCCCAUUAGGGCAAGUAAAUAUUCGGUUGUUGCGUUGCUGUACCUUCCGCCAUUAAUAUCAGAGGAACCGUUGUGCAAUGAAAUGGGAUUUGGCACAAAUCCCCCAAGUCAUUUAAAAUUUAAGGAUCAGUCACAUUGCUUUGACUUAAAUUGGUUAUUUAACAGGAACUUGGUCAUCGUUAACCAUAUCAUGACUAACGUGGCAGCUUCUCUUCAUAUUUAUAUUUACAAAAGCG